Messenger RNA from Paramecium tetraurelia, 1278 nucleotides. RefSeq lists its product as uncharacterized. NCBI's taxonomy places the organism in Eukaryota, Ciliophora, Oligohymenophorea, Peniculida, Parameciidae. The transcript has 6 exons. The record is from RefSeq and is a predicted model, not a curated record.
AUGCAAUAAUAAACAUACCUUGAGAGUAGUUUCAGUAGUCAUAGCAGCAGUAGUAGUGAAAACGAAAAUAAGGAUGUUCCUUUCUCUCCUUUUAGGGAUGCAAAUGAGAUACAACUACUGUCAGAGUAAUUUGAUAUAACAAAGUGGUCCAAACACGUUUUGCCUCAACAAUCAUAAGUAGAGAAGACUCCAAAGCCUAAUAAAAAGCAAGUGGCCAAAAAAACUAAGAUUAAAGUCAAUACAUCAUCUUCCAUUUCACCUUAGAAAAAGAAAUCUAAAAUCAAGAGACCCAAAAUGAAAGACAUUAAGCCCUUAAAUUUAGAAAGUGAGAAGCAUCUGUUUUUUGCCAUGAAAGCUGCGUACAAUCCAUAAUUUGAAUACGUCGAAGUUAAGGAACUUGGGCCAGAAUAACCUCAUCGAAAGUACGAAGAAAUUGCAUUAAAAAUUAUUGAUCAAUGCAUUAAAGAAUUUGGUUCCGAUUUGAAAUAUGCUGAACAAGAAGGAGGCAAAUUAUUAUCAAUAGAAGAAACCGAGCAUUUCUUUAAUGAUUAUAUCCAUAAACUAGGUGUUUAAGAUUUGAUAUCCUAUGAAUUUCAAGAUCAUACUGUAGCUCCUACUAGUGUAGUGCAUAAUCCAACUGAUGGCAAAAGCAAAGUAAUUAUUGGGUUGCCAAUCAACUAUCGCAUCAAUCGAAUUGAAGGAGUUCUGAAUCACGAGAUAGGCACCCACUUCAUUAGAAAAAUAAAUGAUCGCUAAUAGCAAUGGUACAAGAAAAGAGCUAAAUAUCAUUUGGAACCAUACUUAAAACAUGAAGAAGGAUUGGCAGUCUUGAAUCAAGUACUUCCAUAAGCUCUUAAAUAGAAAGGCAAACCUUACUUAUUCAUGGCUGCUUUGCAUUAUAUUUCUUCAAUAAUGGCUAGUUAAAUGAGUUUUGCAAAGUUGUUUCAUGAAUUAAGAUACUUCAUUUAAGAUGAUGAGGCUAGAUUUCGUGAGUGCCUGAGAGUCAAGAGAGGAUUGAAAGAUACAUCAUAACCAGGAGGAAUGUACAAGGAUUAAGUAUACUUGACAGGAGCAAUUAAAAUACUUAAAUAUCGAGGGAAAUUAAAUUUUAUUCAUUUGCAUAGUGGUAAAAUAACAAUAAAGGAUUGUAUUCGUUUGGGAGAGAUAGGAUAAAUAUUUACAAAAAAUAUCUAUAUUCCACCUUUUUUAUAAGAACUUGAUCAAUAUAAAAGAGGAUUGGAUAAGAUAGCAUAAUAAAAUUUCAUUAAUUUUGUAUGA